GAAGAAUCGGCGAUCGAGUGUGGCAAGCCCCGAGCUUCCCCAUUGGUGAAAAAUGCGCGUCAUUCUAAAAAAACGGAAGCAGGCGCUACCAUUUUGAAACACGACACUGCUUAGCGCCACAAUGGACAAGAGCAACACGGUGAAGCUCUUCGUGGGCAACCUGGCUCUGGACACCACCCAGGAGGAGCUGUCGGCCAUCUUUGAGUCGUAUGGCCAGGUGGUCAGCUGCAGCGUUCUCCGACAGUUCGCCUUCGUACACCUACAGGGCGAGGGGGCUGCAGAGCGGGCCAUCAGUGAGCUGAACGGCAGGGAGUUCCGUGGGAGGAACCUGGUGGUGGAGGAGUCCCGGGGCAGACCGCUUCACUCCACCAAGGUGUUUGUGGGCAACCUGUCGGGCAUGUGCACCACUGAGGAUCUCCAGGAGCUCUUCCAGACCUUCGGCAAAGUACUGGAGUGCGACAAGGUCAAAGGUGAGUCUCGUCCCUUCUCAUGCAGGAGUACUCAGAAGGGAGAUAGUGCAGUACAUUUUGGUCCACAAGUGCCUGAAGUGGGCCGGAUGGUGCUGUCUGGUACGAAGAACUUGCACCUCAAAUGUUCUACUGCUGAAGGAAAAAAUCUGUCCCCCCUCCCUCCCUCCCUCCGUGUGUAUCUUAGAGAGCAGUACCAACAGUAUGCUGAGUACUACCAACAACAGCACCAACAGUACCAGCAGCUGCAGCAGUUACAGUACUAUGCAGAGUAUUACCAGCAGUACCAACAGUACCAGCAACUCCAGCAGUACCAGCAACUCCAACAGCUCCAGUACGCCUACCCACCUCCCAACCACCACGCCAUGGCCGCCAUUUCGGGCCACGCCCACCACCACGGCCAGCCCGGUCACGUCACGGCGCUGGACUCCGCCCUCAGGCCAGUGGUGCCCGCCUCCGCUAUGGUGGCAGUGCCCAGAGUGUAUGAGUCGCCGCUGCCGCCGCCACCGAACCGCAAGGAGGCCGUCCUCCGCCGAGCCCCCGAACUCUCCCUUCACACGCCUGAGCCCCCGUUCCGAUAGUCCACACCUCCCUCGCUCACACCUCCUCUGCCACCCCACCGCACACAACCCGUAUACCACCCUCGUACCCUUCCUUUCUCUCAGCGGCUGUGUGUAUCUGUGUGUGGAGGUAUAUAUAUAUCUGUGUGUCUCUGGAUGUGUAUCUGUGUGAGAAUUAGUGUUUUUGUGUGUGGAGUUGGUUUGGUAUUAGUUUUUACUGUAGUCAAUGGAUAAACACCCAAGCAUCUAAACCCCAACCGUGGUCCUGAUACCACACACACAGUGCAGUGAAAAGGGGGAAAAUUAGCUCUUACCCGCCACAUACCGUUGGCUUUUUUUAGUAGGGAUUUCUAUUGCCUUUUAAAGUGUGAGAAAUAGACUGAGACCGUCAUACAUUUUCAUUGCCUUCAAGAGUGAUGAUUUACAGUGUAAAGGCCAACGUAUGAGGGUUCUCGGGGAUUCAGUGAGUUAGCUAAUCUCUCCACUAGUUCAACAGAAAUAUUUCUAGCUUUGAUUUUAACGAUAUGAAUGUAUUGAAACUGCACUGUGGUUUGUUGUGAAGGUCCAGGGUUGGAGGGGUCUGUGUGUCUUGCAUGUGUCGGGACUGUGGUGUGAGCGAGAUGUUGGCUUUCUGUUUCAAUGUAAUUCACACUGUCCGGGUUCCCUCACGAGUGCAACCCUGGGGGACGCGAGGGCACAGACCCACAGCCACACUAUUAUUUUAGAACUACAUUCUACCUACCCAGCCUCAUCCCUCCCCUCACCCCGCUGCAACCAGAACACUGAAAGACACUGCUACAUUUCUGCCCUCUUUUACUCCCAUCUAUACCGUAGCCUGGUUAAACUAGAUUGAAUGCUGUGCUCAUCACUGAAACAAUGGAGGAUUCCACAUUGUCAGGUUUCACCAGGCUAUCUAUACCUACCUCUGACGAUGAGAUAGGAUUGAGAUUAGCUGGUUAGAAUAUGAAUUGUCUGCUUUCUAUCCAUCCAGUAUAUAAAUUGGUGUCAGUUGCAGGGUUGGCAUCCAUUCCAUUUGAAUUCAAAUCAGUCAAUUUACUUCCUGAAAUGGAAUGGACCCCAACCCUGGUCAGGAGUUUGGAGAAUGCCACAUUUUAGUGACAAAGAUGAUGUACUAUACUAAUAGUGUCUUGCUGCAUCAGUAUAUUUUUGAGGCCUUUUGUAGUAUGUUUUAGUUGUUUUUUGUUGUAAGUGGUUGUGGGGUCGACGAGUACAUUCUAAACCCCUCAGAUCAUGUAUGUAUGAACUGUUUGGUGGAUUUAUAAGCAAGUCAACGUUUUAGACUUUUUAGCUAGAGAACCAUGAGUUUCGGUGAGCUUGACGUUGUGCCUGAGCGUUGCGUGAAGUGGAGGGAAUAGCUCCUGUUUAUUGAAGCGCUUUUUUUCUAAUGGCAGUCUUUUUUAAAUGUAAAUCAAAGAAAACAUCUGAGGUGGAGGGUUACGAUAAUGUGAUCAUUUUUAAUUUUUUUUGUGGUGCGGUGACCUUCGCACCGAUGGUAUGAUGACAGGUGGAGCAGUAUCUUUCAGUCGCCCGCCCCCGACGUGUCCGUGCACCCCCCCCCCCGUUGUAAGACGACUCACUACCCCCCGUACCCCACUGCCCUUUCGCCUUGUGGUUGUAGUGAUGUAGCUUUUUAUGUUGCAUAUUCUCUCUCCGUCUCUCAUAUAUACCAACGCACACACACACAGUUGCAUCUCCUGUGAAAUAUUGAUGGUCACAACAACAACAACAACAUUUUAUUAUUCUUAUUGCUUGCCUUGUGUCUGACCAUGUUUUUUAUUUUGCCUUUUUUUUUGGUCUUUUAAAAAAAAUAAACAAUUAAACCGGCAUGCUUUUUAAUAUGUACACUAUACAUGUCCACCAUUUUUUAAAUAAAGAAUGUUUCUAACUAGUGGGGGGGGGGGGCGACACCUGAGCAUUUCAGAUGUUUUUAUUUUUUUGUAUUUUUCACUCCUUCCUGUUUCUCCUUGUUGUAAUGACCAGACCCAUGUGACUGGGGACCAGGGUGGCAGAGAAAAUGAGGAGUAGCGUCAGUGUGUGCUUCCCCCCCUAGUCUGCCUCGGUGGAUGGGGUCCCCGGCCGUCCAGACACAGCCAAGCGUGUGAGGUGAGAGGGGGAAGACAAUAAACGUCGCGCAGGCAAAUGGGAAGUGGGAACUCAAAUCUACUCCACCAAGGUAAUGAAACAAAGCACCGCUCCCGCCCCCCCCCCUUCUCUGACUGUGCUUUGACCAAACUCCCAUCACCACCACCCCUCCGUAGCUCCCCACUCACCUGCGUUGACAUUGCCAAAGCCGGGGGGCUUCUCUUGGGGAGGGGUCACUGCUCACUGCUGCUGUCUCCUACCAGACUUCCAGUGAAUUGUCCCGUCUCUCGCCUUGCAGCACCUACAUUUGGACUGUUCCGUCAGUCUCUCUCUGUCGUGCUGAUGUGUGUGUGUUAGGGUGAGAGAUUCUGUGCUUGUGCUUUACUUUUUGUGUGUGACUACUUUUUGUGUGACUACAUGUUUAAUAGAGUGAGCCAGUGUGUGGUGUCGUUGGUGUGUUGAGGCUUGGCACAUUUGGAUCUCCUGCCCCCCGCUAGUGACUCCUACACCGCCGUAUUCGCCACCCCUCCUCCCAACCCAUCCCUCUGUGCCUGUCCGCCGUACACAACGCUUUCCGCUUCCACCGCUGCCAUCUUGGAUCUAGGCUGGGUUCUGUGGCUCUAGCUGCGGAUCAGCUGGCCACACCCACCCCUGGGUAUGGCUGUAGCUAUAGAGACUGUAGCUAUAGUGAAUGACAAUGGACACAGUGUAUGGUGGCCUAGUGGGGUCGCUUGGCUGGUAAGAGUAUUACCAGCAACGGUAGAGAAAGUGAGACACUCCACUCCCCAAUUUUUUUUCUUCUAAUCGGGGCAGGCCCACUCUGGUCUACUGCGGGGGAGGGGGGGGGGGGGGGUUGACCCAGGCCAAGAAAUCUCACUGGCUCAUAUUUUUUUCUGGUUGGUCGGGGCAAGUGAGAGGGGGACAAUAAAUAGACUAAAGCCAGUUGUUCCCUUUCUCACGUGCCAGACAUUGGCCGCGUGCCUCUGCACAGGCGUUGAUGAUGCAUACCUUAUCCUACAACGCCUGGAUAGGUAAUGUGAUUAGCUGAUACUUGAAUUUUGUUAUAGCAAUCAGUCAGUCGAUGACGUGGCACGCAAACAUCGGUUGAUGCAUGCAAGGGAAUGCAACCUAUAUGGAGGAACUGAGCUCGUGCGGGAAAAGCAUGCUCACGCGAGAUGAAAAAUCCCACUUACACAAACAGGAACCCUUGACCAUUAUUGUAAAAUGGUUAGCGGCCAGAGUCAACUCUUGUUUAUCCACCAUCUUUGGUAUUCAUAAAACAGACUUUGUAGGGAGAGUUUUUGCUUUGCAAAAACUGAUGAUGGGUUUGCCAUGAUUGUAUGGGGGUUAGUCACUGUUCACUACCAACAACACCCAGCUCCUUGCAGUUUAAUCAAUAAAUUCAAGACUGUCUAAUAAAGCCAAUAAAUUAACCUCCCUCUGAAGAAUAACAUUCAUGUUUUUUUUUUAACACAGAGUUAAAAAAUGGCCCUAUCAAAAAUGUCCUAUAAGACAGACGAACCCAGUAAGGGUUUAACUACCUGCAGAUUCACUGCAAUCUCAGGACUCUUAUAGGAUUUCUUUGGUACGGGGACUAUUUCUCUUCACUUCCAACCGGCUCUACUUGUUUGUUGUUCUGUAUAAAUGUGUGUAUCUGUUAAGAAUCUCCCUCUGUUAGGAUGGCCGAACACACACACUUGUCCCCCAACGUGUUCACUGGGCAGCCGAGAGGUGCGUUGCUGGCGGGCGUGCGGAGACUUGACAGGGAGAGGGCGUGGUCUUCCUGCCUCUGUCUGCUUCACCACUGAAAAGAAUGAAGGAUGGAUAAAUGGAUGGAAGGAAGCUGCGUUGGUAAUGUAGGGAUCUCCGGCUCUGAUCCCUGCCUGUUCCCUUAAACCCAUUCUGUCCUGAUCUUAGAGGAGAAAAGUCAUCUAGAUGUUUUAAAAAAAAUGGUGGCUCAAGGAAAGGAAGUGGGUGGGUUAAGAGAGGUGGGCCAGUAACCGGAAGGUCUGUGGUUCAAACCCCCCCGAGCUGACUAGGUGAAAAAUCUGUCUAUGCCCUUGAGCAAGGCACUUAACUCUAAUUGCUCCUGUAAAUCGCUCUGGAUAAGAUUGACUACAAUGUUAAAAGGUUCACCACCAAUCUCUCCUCUGAGCAUUCAAACUACAGUAUUGCCCAGGCACAAAAUGGACUAACUCAAAUAACUAAUAACUAACCCCCCCCCCCCCCCCCCCCAACUAGUCUGACUCUAGUGCUUGAGCAAAUGCAGUCAGCCUUGUAUUUCUGAAUUCCCCCUGGCCUGCUCCCUAUUAGCUCACACUGACUGGUAACCAGCCUUUCACCACUGCUCCUGUCCUGCUCCACCUCGCGCUGCACAACACAGGACAGGGAAGCUAGAAAUGCUGCUUUACCAAUAGAAUCUCAAUUCCAAAUUUCGCCCCUCUUUCCUGAAAUGUGCGCUUGUCCACUCCCCCUCAAGGGGGGGGGGGGGGCAUUGGAUUGUUCUAGACAGAGUAUACCGUAUAUCUAAUACCAAUCUCAAUAUUUUCAUGGAGUGAACGAGUGCACACUUCGGGGAGAAUUGGAAUUGGGCCACAGUUUUGCCCCCAGGGUAGUCGCCAGUCCACUGUCUAUCACACUUAACAUACUGCCCAAAUACUACCUAGUCACAUCAAAUAUUAUAUUCUCACAUGCAAGGACUUGUUCCUAAGUUGACUUAAUUAAGAAUCUGGGGCAAGUCAAGUGUAGUUACAGUGUAAUGGUGUGCGAUUUCAUCUGGUUAAGGAAGAUACUAUUUAUAGUCCUACGAUAUAAAGGCAACCUAAUGUAAACUGUUACCUCAAUUGUUAUCUAAUAGCUAUGUUCUUAUAGAGUUAUUGGAGGAGACAUUUUUUUUAGGGAGAAAGAGCAUUUUCGUAUGCCGAACUGGAUUGUUAAGGUGAUGUUUUUGCAAAUAUCAAUGUUGAGUAAUUUGGUACUUCAAGUGCAUUUACAGGAAGAAACAAGAGCAAAUAAUCAGCAUGUUUCAAGGAGAUGAAGGGGGACAUUUUAAUGGUGCAAAAUAGUUCAAAGAUGCCAGAAAAUAUUGUAAAACUAAUAAUCCAGCAGUGUUAUACAUUUUUUUUCAACAAUGUGCAUUAUAAAAGUGAAUAUUUAACUAGUUUAGUAUGCUGAGCAAUGCAUGAAUUGUGUCCUUUUUAUAACACACAAUGCUUGAGAAGUCUAAUUGAAUCACAAUGCCAGAAUGAGUUUUGGUUUUGCACGACUUUGCACCAUGAAAAUGUUGCCUGAAAUGUAUUAUGACAAUGAAUAACCAAAUUUCAUAUAUUUAUGUAUACUCCUUGCAUUGCUUAUGUCUCGAGGCACUGUACCGUCUGCAUGGUUGUACCAAAUAAAUGAUUAUUUUAAAAUAAA
Molecule: messenger RNA, 6544 nt
Organism: Oncorhynchus kisutch (coho salmon)
Lineage: Eukaryota; Metazoa; Chordata; Actinopteri; Salmoniformes; Salmonidae
Exons: 6
Coding region: 122-1048 (308 amino acids)
Cellular component (GO): nucleus
Molecular function (GO): mRNA binding
Source: RefSeq, a predicted model, not a curated record